CUAUAUUCAAUAUCCUAUGAUAAACCAUAACAGAAAAGAAUAUAAAAAGAAUGUAUGUAUAUGUAUAACUGAAUCACUUUGCUGUACAGCCAAAAUUAACACAACAUUGUAAAUCAGCUAUACUUCAAUCUUAAAAAAAAGCUCUGGGGGACUUCUCUGGUGGCGCAGUGGUUAAGAAUCUGCCUGCCAAUGCAAGGGACACGGGUUCGAGCCCUGGUCCGGGAAGAUCCCACAUGCCGCGGAGCAACCAAGCCCGUGCGCCACAGCUACUGAAGCCCAUGCGCCUAGAGCCUGUGCUCCGCAACAAGAGAAGCCACCGCAAUGAGAAGCCCGUGCACUGCAACGAAGAGUAGACCCCGCUCGCCACAACUAGAGAAAGCUCGCUCACAGCAACCAAGACCCAAUGCAGCCAAAUAAAUUAAAAACAAAAACAAAACUCUGUCUUACAGUAUAUGGAGCAAACUUCAGACAAGGGAAAGUGUGUUGUGCUUUUCAUCUUUUCCUCUUAAAGAGUGUGUGUGCAUGUGUGUACAUUUCCAAAUCUACCUACCUUGUCCAGAAAACAUUUUAAAAGGACAUUUAAAUGCUUCUAUUGAUUUUACAGCGUAAAUCCAAUCUGUAGCAAAAACUUUGUGAAGCAAAAAUAGAAAGGAUUGUUUCAUUUGCUGGGCUUGGAAAGGCAUAAUUGUCAUACUCCGUACUAGUUUGCUGGUCUUUGAUGGAGCUAAUUUAGUCGUGAUAGCACUAUGAAUUCCUUUCCGUUCUUCCAAGGACAAAACAUCAUGACUUUUAACCUUUAUUAGCUAGCUACAGUAGUUAGCCAUAAAUAGGAACAGAUAUUUCUGAAACUCAACACUCCGCACACUUCUGGACUAGGAUAAAUUCUUUGGUUGUGUGUCCUUUGUGUUAUUUUCCGUAGUUUCGAGCAUUGGGACAUUUCUCAUGUUACGGCUAACAAUGUACUCUAUAGUAUCGUGAAAUAUAAACAUAAAAGUUCAUAUGUAAUGCUGUGAGAGACUUGUUUAUCUGUUAGAGCCAAACCCUUGUGGCCCUUCUCUGCUCCUUAAAACUCUCAAAUAGCUCUAGGUUACAUGAGGCAUAGAGAGUAAUUAUCUUUAAUUAUGUACAUAAAAUUUAUUCCUCUCUCCUGCAAAAAAAAAAAAGCACACUUCUAUUUUAGAUACUUAGCUGGUGAAGACUUGUUGGGCCAGUAAUUCCUUUAAUUGCAAAUAGGGAGUUGUGAGUUUAUUAUAGAAAUUGUGUGGCCUGCAUGCACCUCACAGUUACACAAAGUACUGACACCUUUUCGGUGCAUUGUUUUGCAGAGUACAGAACUGCUAGAGAUAUUUGCUCAGUGUGAAGGCAGAAUUUGUUAUUUGAAUUUUGACUUCUUUUAAGGAUCUUCAUGAAAAAUAGAAGGCAGAGUUCCAAAAAUAGACCCAAGUAACUUAUAUGUACGUGGCCUGGGCUGGAGUGUGGUGAUUAGUUCCAGAAAACCAUUAUAGUGCUUAUGCAGGCAAAGGUUUAGAAAAGGUCAAGCACCGAAGCCUGUCAGAGGAAGCUUGCUUAUAAGUUUGCACAGACCCUAAAGUUUCUGACGUCAUUUUCUCCCUUUAAUUCUUGAUCAUACUUUACUUUUCUGUCUUUACUCACAUCUCUCUUACUAUGUACCUGCAUGUUUCUCUUCCUUCUAUGUCUUCAAAGCCAUUCUUCAGACAUUAAGAAUAGCUUAGUGGCUGCCCUUAGAGAAUGCUUUUUGAAGGAGGGCAGAGGCAGAAGUCUCAGUGACCAUCAUAGGACUGACCACAGCCCUCAGUCACUCCCCCUCCUUAACUCAUAGUUUGUCAAGGUUAAUCAUUAAGAGAGAAGGUAGCAUUUAGCAUCCCCAAAGCUAUGGAGUACUAUGGAAUGAAAGAGAUGAGUCGUUGAAGUGAAUUAUUCCUAUGGGUUAUGAGAAGGUGAAAGCCUGUAUCUACUGUCUUGUAUUAAAACUCAGUGAAUUCCUUUCCAGUAUCUCUCAGUGUCAUCGUGAGAGAGAAUAUUUUCCUUAAGUUCCAGUAACAGACUACAUGACGAUAGAUAACGCCUCACAUCUGUUAUCAAAAUGAUAAUCCAGUUGCUAGCUAAGCUCUUUUGUAUUUGUAGACUAUAAUGUAUCUAUAUGCAUACUUAAGACAAAAACCAACAAAAAAAUCAAGUUUUUUUUUUUUUUUUUUUUUGGCGAUACCCGGGCCUCUCACUGUUGUGGCCCCUCCCGCUGCGGAGCACAGGCUCCGGACGUGCAGGCCCAGCAGCCACGGGCCCAGCUACUCCGCAGCACGCGGGAUCCUCCCGGACCAGGGCAAGAACCCUAGUCCCCUGCAUCGGCAGGUGGACUCCCAACCACUGCACCACCAGGGAAGCCCAAAGAUCAAGUUUUAACCUUUGUGACCAAUAUUUUCAUCUUUCAAUGACUUCUAAGUGAAGGUCUCCCACAGGUGUAUUACUUUGGACCAUGUGGGAAAUACAAUGCCAUGGUGCUGGAGCUUCUGGGCCCUAGCUUGGAGGACUUGUUUGAUCUCUGUGACCGAACUUUUACUUUGAAGACUGUGUUAAUGAUAGCCAUUCAGUUGCUUUCCCGAAUGGAAUACGUGCACUCAAAGAAUCUCAUUUACCGAGAUGUCAAGCCAGAGAACUUCCUGAUUGGCCGACAAGGCAAUAAGAAAGAGCAUGUUAUACACAUUAUAGACUUUGGACUGGCCAAGGAAUACAUUGACCCUGAAACCAAAAAGCAUAUACCUUAUAGGGAGCACAAAAGUUUAACUGGAACUGCAAGAUACAUGUCUAUCAACACGCAUCUUGGCAAAGAGCAAAGCCGGCGGGAUGAUUUGGAAGCCUUAGGCCAUAUGUUCAUGUAUUUCCUUCGAGGCAGCCUACCCUGGCAAGGACUCAAGGCUGAUACAUUAAAAGAAAGAUAUCAAAAAAUUGGUGACACCAAAAGGAAUACUCCCAUUGAAGCUCUCUGUGAAAACUUUCCAGAGGAGAUGGCAACCUACCUGCGAUAUGUCAGGCGAUUAGACUUCUUUGAAAAACCUGACUAUGAGUAUUUACGGACGCUCUUCACAGACCUCUUUGAAAGGAAAGGCUACACCUUUGACUACGCCUAUGAUUGGGUCGGGAGGCCUAUUCCUACUCCAGUAGGGUCAGUUCAUGUAGAUUCUGGUGCAUCUGCAAUAACUCGAGAAAGCCACACACACAGGGAUCGGCCAUCACAGCAGCCUCUACGAAAUCAGACUGCAUCGUCAGAGCGCCGAGGAGAGUGGGAAAUCCAGCCCAGCCGGCAGACCAAUACCUCGUACCUGACGUCUCACUUGGCUGCAGACCGCCAUGGGGGAUCAGUGCAGGUGGUUAGCUCAACCAAUGGAGAGCUGAAUGUCGAUGACCCUACGGGAGCCCACUCCAAUGCACCAAUCACAGCUCACGCCGAGGUGGAGGUAGUGGAGGAAGCUAAGUGCUGCUGCUUCUUUAAGAGGAAAAGGAAGAAGACUGCUCAGCGCCACAAGUGACCCGUGCCUCCCAGGAGUCCUCAGGCCCUGGGGACUCUGACUCGAUUGCACCCGCAGCUCCUGCCAUUUCUCAUUGGAAGGGACUCCUCUGUGGGGGGAGGGUGGAGAUCCAAACCAAAAAGAAGAAAAACAGAUGCCCCCAGAAGGAGCUAGUGCAGGCAGCCAGGGCCCAGUGGGUCAGUGGCCGCCCCUACCUGCCUGAGGCUCUGAGCAGGUCCCAGAGCCACUGGUCCUCCACUGCUUACCCUUGGGGCUGCCUGGUUGACUCUCCUUCCUAUUGUUUACAGUGAAGGUGUCAUUCACAAAAACUCAAGGACUACUAUUCUCUCCCCUCCCCUUAGUUUACUUGCUCCUGGUUCUUGCCCCACCCUCAACCCUCUCCAGCAUAAAAGCUAAUGAGCUGAAGGCUUUGUCUGCUGAAGGAGCUUGAGAGGCUGGGGGUGCGGCCAAGAAGGUAGGAGGGAGAUGCAGGCCGAGGCUGGAGAAGAACCUUCUCCGCCCACCAGGUGUGUCUGGCAGUAUGGCUCCCUCUUCGUCUGUGCCUGUGCAGCCUCCAUCCCGAGCUGGCCACGGGGUGCAGGUUACUCCCUCCUUCCCUCUUGUGAAGUUACACUGUAGGACACAAGCUGUGAGAAAUCUGCAGUCUACUGUCCCUGUGUGUUGGCGUUCUUAGCUUUCUUGACAAGCGAACUCUGUUCUCCAGACAGUAGUAGAACAUUGCAAAUUGUUCUGAGCAAAGGACAAAAAAAAACUGACUUUAUUGCACUUUUAGUUUGUUUUUUUUUUUAAACAAAAAACAUGGCAGAUGCAUAUUGUGUCUGGUUAUAUUGGGAGUUUUACUUUUUUUUUCUGUUUUGAGGGGGAUGGGGCCAGCCAAGCCAUUCAGAGAGAACAUGGGUCCAGAGGACAUUCUCAAUGGAAAGAGUUGGGUCUGCAGCACCCAGAAGAGAAGAAGCCAAACUCUGUGUCAUUCUGAGUGAACUCUCAGGUUGGCAAGGAAACAUACUUGAAUUUUCAUUCGUCUUCUCAGCUGCUGAAGAAUGUCCCUACCAGAGCCUCUUGACCUCAUCAGCCUGCAGUUUGGACAACCUAGCUCUCCAGCACAUGGGAUGAGCCAGCCAAGCCAGACUGUGACAGGAGACAGUUCAUCCCAGAGAAGGAGAUGCUUAACAACAAAAAUCUGAAAUAUCUGUUUCCUCCACUGCCAGGGACUUCCAACUAGAUAGCCAUGUGACUUCCUUAGUGACUUGGGGGACAAAAUUAGUGAUGAAACAGCCACCACUGUAUUGCCACUAGUGGACAAGAAGGAGGAAAGUGAUCCUGCCUUCCAACUGCCAGAGGAACCUCAGGAUUUGGCUCAUCAUAGGGCCAGGAAAUAAACUUGGUCUGUACUGUUUGCCCCAAUAGCUGAGUUACAGCAUUUGGGCUGGCCUGCCUUAUCAGAAACCAAGUACCUGCAAAUCUUCUUCCAGCAGGUCCAUAGCUGCAGGCUUAGGCCUCAGUGUAUGGGGCUAUAGUGAACAGGGGGGUAAGACUGGUUAGUGCUGGAAAAUUCCUGGGGAAAGGAGACUGAAAUGAAAGGUGUGAAAUUAUCCUCUCACUUGGACUUAGACUCCUUCUAGAUGAGAUGGCCACGCAUCUAGAGCCUGUUCUCCCCGGUACACUCUCCACGUCCAGACAUGCUGCCAUGAAGGGUCUUGGUUCCUCAUUCACUGCUUGAAAAGUCGCCAACGUAUGGAGUUAAUAGAACUUCUCGUGCUUGAUUUUCAUUGGAGAUGAGCGACUUAUCCAAACAGUGACUUCGCAUUCCAGAUGUGAUCGAGGAGAAAGGAUUAAUUACAUCAGAGAACGAGGUCUUGUAUCUGGGGGUAGAGAGAGCUAACCAUGGAGGGCAGUGGCUGGUGACUUAGUCUGGGGGGUUUGGGAACACGGAAAUCAUUGCCUCUGGCUUGAGAUGUAGGGCUGUCUUUUGGACUGGAGGAUGCAGACAUACUUUCUGGUAGUUGGUAUUUUCUGACGAGUCCCUUGAUGUGUCUUACAUGGAGCAGAGAGAGCAGCGGUAGCGUGGAUCAGAGUUACUGGGCUUCACCUGUGUUCCACUGGUCCUUGGCUAGGAAAUUUCACUUCACUGGCUUCAAAUUUGCCUAGCUUAUAUAAAGAUUGUAAUCAUUCAUUUCUUUAAAAGAAGAUUUCCUAUUAACAGAAUGGCUGGGAGAUGCAGGGUCACACCGCUUCCCCACAAGAAUUUUGAAUAUUGGGGUUUGCUUCCUUGACAUUAGCUAAGGCACUGUCACUGAAACUUACAUAGUUUCUCAGUUGGCAUUUGGGUAACUCUUCUCAAUUUGGGUAACUCUAAUUUCCCGUAUAGAAUCUUUAACCUCCACAUCCCUGUGUAGAAAAAGCCUUGCUUCUCAUGGGAGGGCAAGAGGAAAUGGUGGCAAAGUCCAGAGCAUCCCUGGCACCCCUUACUCCACUAAGUGCCUCCCCACUUCCACAAAAAAGCAAAGGCAGUUACCAGCUCGGCUGCAGGGCAAGCCCUCUUGCAGCUGGGUUUGUGACUUUUUCAGGGUCUUAACUUUGUUUUAAAGGCUCGCUAUUGCGGGAUUUAACGUGAGCAGUUGUGGGGUUCUUCCUAAUGCACUCUUCUCACUCUCUGCCCCCGCUCAGAUCUCUUACUAGAUAUUUGAUUUUUCAUAACAAAGGUGAAGAGCCCAAGUCCUUCUGGCAUGCACAGUAAUGGUGACCUUCCCAGGGCCAUUGGUACUCCAGGGUGGUGCCAGACCCCCGAGUCUACUGUGAUCUUCCUUUAAAAAAGAAAAAAAAAAAUUUUUUUUUUUUUCUUUUUGAGAAGGAUACCUAAGGAGUAAUUUGGCCAUCAGUUUCAUCCCCAUCAGGCCUCCCUCCUCAGCCCUGUUGCUGUUGUCGAGUAGCUGUAUUCCUCAGCCAGGGCCUCGGGCUUGGGCACUCCCUCCACCUACCGCCCACCCAAAUCCACUUGCUCUGUAGUCUUUGAGCUUCCUUCACUCCAUAACCAUGAUACCUAGGGAUCUUUUUCUUCAGGAUUGAUGCAGUUGCUGGGUUAGCAUUAAGCACUAACAACAUUAGGGGUUCUCCCAAGCCCUGCAGUCCUUCAGGCAUUGCAUCCUGAGCAGAUUGAAGCAAGCAGGCCAGGAAUCCACCAAGACGUAAGGGAUCCUUCCCUUGUGACUAGAGCAUGGCUGUGCCUGUGCAGUAAGGGUUGAUUACUUGCUGUGCAGCCCUUGGCGUUUCCCAGUGAUUUCACUCCAGACUGCUCUGCAAGGAUGUGCAGAGCGUGCCAGCAGCAGCAUGCUUUCAUGUCUGCCUUAAUUAACAUACUCCUGCCAUUUUGGCUUUGUCUAGGAGGAAACGGUCUAAGAAGGUACAAAGUCAGGUGAUGAGGUUGGCCUCCAAUUGAAGCCCCAUUUUAUUUUGGGAUAUAGGGCGACGGAAGACAGCAGGAUCCUGAGUUUUCCAGUAGAAGUGUUGAUUGCCUCUUCAUUCUCAGUGAACUCCAAGUUCGUAGAGACAGCCCCUGCCAUUAGCCAGAAGAGGUGUCCAUCGCCUCUAAAGUACCUUCCAACCUGGUUCACUGGAAAUGUACCUUGGGAGUACAUAUUCAGUGUUGGUUCUCAGUGUUAGUAACCACUUCUGUUGUCAGAAAUGAGUGAGGGUAAGGUUAUGUCAGAGUGGUUACUAAAGAUCAUAGCCUUAACUUUUUUUUAUGCAAAAGAGACAGCUUGCUCCCCCUCCAGUGAGCAGCAUGGCCUGCAUUUUUCAAAAAUAAGUACUUCCACGGCAGCCUAGAAAGGAUCUCCUCUAAGGAACUUGAUCUUUCUUCUGAUGCAUCUCUCCCAAGUCUGCAUGCCUCGUGUGUCGCAGUCACCUCUUCCAUUUUCAUAUUUAAUCUAGUUUUCAUUCCCAGUGAGUUGCCCUGACAACACUGUCUCCAGCGUCAGAGCCAUGUUAGGGCUAGAAUUUCUCAGAUCGGGAGCUUGCACUGUCAUACAGCCAACACUGCCUUUGUCAGGCCGCUGCCACCAAUCCACCAUUGCCCCAAGGUGGGCAGGUGAGUUCCAGAAACCCUUAGGGAGCCAGGAUAACUUGGCACCCCAUCUGGAUUGGCUUGAGCAGCAGGUACUUGUCUCUGGGGUUCUUGCUUUUGCCAACUUCAGGGCUCCAGGAAGGUCCCUCUAGAGGUUGAUGGCCAGAGUCUUCCCCAUGAUGGGUUGGUAGGAAUCAAAAUGGGAUGCCUGUGGUUUGGUUUUCUUGGGUGUUUGUUUGUUUUUGAUGGGGGAGGGGAGUGAUUUUGUUUCUGAAUAAGAAAAAGAGGAAACCAUGGCUCUUCUGAGGGUUUAGGCAGUGUUUUAGCCACAAAUAAGGAAUCUUGGAAGUCUUUGAUCAAUUAAGCAGUCUUAAAAAUGUUUUUCCUAAUUCCUUUUGCAGGUGACUGAGUGCAAAAGAAUAGUUUCUCCAUUGUAUUCAGAAUAGUAAGUAGGUUCCCUGGAUAUAGACAGUAGUAGUUGACAUAUUUCCUCAAAAAGCGACCAGGAAGUCCACUCCAGAGUUUGUUUGUAGCUCAGCUUGUAUUACAAAGGAAAAAGUGAAUGUGUACUCCAUAUAUUUCUAGUUCGAUUACCAAACUCAGUGUUAUAAAGAAACCUCAGUUCUGUGGACAGAAUUUAUUUUGUUACUUUUCUUUUUUUACUUCUCACAAUCAUCUUUCCAGUGCCAUCACCACCUUCAAAGCAGAGGGUUAUCCAUGGUAAGAAAUGGGGAUGCAGUGCAGUUGUCCCAGUAACACACACAAGAGGACAGCUAUCCUGAUUGCCCCUUCCCCGCAAAUCCCCUCUUUCAGAGCAGGUGAGACAUUUUCAGUGUUCCUCUUUUUGAGCUCCAGACCAAAUCCCAGGCCAUCCCUUAAACCGAAAGCUUUUUUAAGAGGCUUAUCUGUUAGGAAUGUCUCAGGAAGAUGAGCCAUUUCUUUGGCGGGGGGUUACGGGGGACUGUAUCUACAGAUGGGUGUGUGUGGUUGCAUUUGUAUGCGUGUGUGUGUGUGUCUGUGCGUGCCAGCACUCAUCUGUAUGCAUUUCACUUCCAUAAAGACUCACAGCCCACCUGAAGAAAAAAAAACUCACAGCCCAGGUUGCUGGGACCAUGUGUUCCUGAAUAUUCUCAGAAGUAAACAAGAAACAAAUGAGUUUCUCAAAUUGGUGUGGCAGCAAGCUGGCUCUGGGAAUGAGCCCCAUUUAUCAAGGAGAAGAGUAAACAGCAGAAAAAAAGAUGAAACCAAAAAUAUUAUAAGCCCCCCCAAUGGAAAAUAAUGUUCAUUCAUCAAUUCCCAUUGGAUGUAUUACAUGCUCUAAUUUAUUAUAUUAUUAUUUUGUCUGUUUCUUUAAUCUUUGCCCAUUGUACUUUUUAAAAGAUGUUGGGAUGUUGACUGCAAUUUUUUAAGACUAGAUAAUGUAUAAAUCAGCUGUGGAAAUCAGUUUUAAUUGAUGCGUGGAUGUGUCUGAUUAUUGUUAAAUGCCUUUUUUUUUAACCUUUUAUUUUAGAUACAUAAUUUUGUUUCAUAAACCCUGGCACUGGUCUGCAAAGCUCAGCUGUGAAAAUGAAACUUGUAGUAUUUUUAAACAUGAAUGUCAAUUUCAAGUGUAUUUGAAACGGUUCCUCCAGGAGAGAGAUUUGUACACCAUUAAGUAGAAACUCCUCUGCAGAGGAAGAAGCCUUCUUUGGAGUAAAUGGAAAUGGGUCUUGAUAUUAUCUCAGAGUAGCCCAUUUCCUAGGGCACCAUGGAAAACACAAAUGUGAUCUUUAAGUAUACCUCUUCUCCAAUCUGGGGAGGAAAGGACUCAGUUUGCACCCUUUUUGUAUGUACAAUAAAAUGUCUUACCUUUCUUGGCUAA
Messenger RNA from Orcinus orca (killer whale), 9469 nucleotides. It is a transcript of the gene CSNK1G1, whose product is annotated as casein kinase 1 gamma 1. The record is from RefSeq and is a predicted model, not a curated record. NCBI's taxonomy places the organism in Eukaryota, Metazoa, Chordata, Mammalia, Artiodactyla, Delphinidae. Gene Ontology annotation, biological process: peptidyl-serine phosphorylation; endocytosis; signal transduction. The transcript has 10 exons. Bases 2514 to 3545 code for a protein of 343 amino acids. Gene Ontology annotation, cellular component: nucleus; cytoplasm; plasma membrane. Gene Ontology annotation, molecular function: ATP binding; protein serine/threonine kinase activity.